This is a messenger RNA of Apis laboriosa (Himalayan honeybee), 2782 nucleotides long. Its product is annotated as transmembrane channel-like protein 7. The record is from RefSeq and is a predicted model, not a curated record. Gene Ontology annotation, molecular function: mechanosensitive monoatomic ion channel activity. Gene Ontology annotation, cellular component: plasma membrane. The transcript is spliced from 4 exons. Lineage: Eukaryota; Metazoa; Arthropoda; Insecta; Hymenoptera; Apidae. Bases 359 to 2671 code for a protein of 770 amino acids.
UUUUAUUUUAUUCAUUUGGAAAAAUCAGAAAUUUUAUUAUAUUGGAAUAUUAAAUUUAAUUUUGGUUUGAUUUAAUAUAAUAUUUAAAUAUCUCUCGCGCAGCUUACGUCACAAUUUACAACCACACUCUAUGUAUGUGUCAUAUAAUGAUAAGUUAUAAAGUUCAGUGUUUUGUCUAUUAAAAGUGUUAUUUUUUCCAUGAAUAUUGUUAUCUACCAGCAUAAAAAAAUGAUAUCUACUAUUAAGCAAUGACACAUUUACAAAAUACUUGAUUGAUUGAUUCAUCUUAGAUAUUUAUGAUAAUUAGGUCUUGAAGGAAAUUCUACAUAUAUAUAUUAUAAUUAUUUAUAAAAAGAAAAUGUCAGGAGGAGAACGAAAAAAACGUGCUUGUGAUAGAGGACAAGGUUGGGAAGAGGCUGGUGCUGAAUUUUAUCAAGAAAGUUAUCCUGCAGCUAUUGAAGCAGAUUUACAACAAGCAUUACAAAGAGAUCCUUCUCAUAUUGCGACUUUACUUCCAAGUAAAAAGUCUCGUGUUGCAACUGCCAAACGAAUACGUAAUGAUACAAAAACAACAUUAAGAAGACGUACUAGUACAAGAUCUCGUGGUACAACAACAUCAAGACGUAUGUCAACAAAUAUUCAUGAUGCAGCAGUUUCUAUGUUACCAGACUUAUCUGAAAAUUUAUCUAAUGAAGAACGUACUUGGGAAGAAAUUAUGCAAAUUAAAGCUAUGCCUGUAUGCAUGGCACAAAAAAUACAAUUGAAAAAUCAAUUACAAAGUGCUACAAAAUUAAGAUUACAAGGUUUCGAACAAUUAAAAUGGCAACGAAGAAAAGCUUGGCAACAAUUUCGUAUUAGAAUGAAGGAAACAUAUUCAAAAAUGGAAUUAUGGAGUGAUAGUCUUAAAACAAUUGGUGGAAAUUUUGGCAUGGGAAUAGUUGCAUACUUUUUAUUUAUCAAGUGGUUAAUGUAUCUUAAUGUACUUUUAUUUACAAUUAUGUUUUCAUUUAUUGUAUUACCUGUAAUAUUAUUGGAUAUACCAGAAGAAGAAUUGUGCAUAAAUUCUAACAAUAGUAAUAGUAUAUCUUGCUGUUCAGAAUUAUAUCAAAAUAUAACUCAAGAGAGUAAUAGCAUAACAGACAUUGGUAUCUUAGAAUACACUUUAUUAUUUUAUGGUGUAUAUAGUCAUAUAACUUAUGAUACUUCUGGUAUAUUUUUUAAUUUACCAUUAUCUUAUAUUUCUGCCACUAUUGGUAUAUUUAUUAUUAGUUUAAUAGCUAUUGUUAAAUCAGCUGCUAAAAGUUUCAAACAGAGGGUAAUUGAAAAUGAAGGCCAAUUUUAUCAAUAUUGUAAUUUAGUUUUUGGUGGUUGGGAUUAUUGUAUACAUAAUGAAAAAUCUGCAGUAGUAAAACAUAAAGCAUUAUAUAAUGAAAUGAAAGCAUUUUUAGAAGCUGAAAGAUUAGAAGAAGAAAGACAAAAUCGAACAAGAGAAGAAACAACAAAAUUAUUUUUUAUGCGUUUAUUUAUUAAUUUAAUAGUUUUAACAGUAUUAUGUGGAUGUGGUAUGUUUAUUUACUAUAUAUUUGAAUUUUCUUUUGAUCAAAUUUCAACACAAAUCAAUCAAACAUAUGACUUGCAGUAUUUAUCUUUAAAUAGAAUUGCUCACUUAUUUUUCGAGUUUCUUCCAUAUAUAUGUAUUGUUGUUUUAAAUCUUGCAAUACCGUUUUUAUUUCGAUAUUUAGUUUCUUUAGAAAAUUAUAGUCCUUCAUUUGUUAUAAGCAUAACUCUUCUCCGAACUGUUUUUUUACGACUUUCUUCUUUGAUUGUUUUACUCACAUCAUUUUAUAGAUUAAUUGUAACGGAAGUAAUGGAUAAUGAGUGUACUAAUACUGCUAAUAAGCGGCCAUUAUGUUGGGAAACAUUUGUAGGACAACAAUUUUUCAAACUCUAUAUCACUGAUCUUUCUCUUCAGUUUUUCAUGACAUUUUUUGUUAAUUUUCCUAGAUCACUAAUAGCUAAACAUACAGAGAACAAAAUAUUACGUUUUUUCGGAGAACAAGAAUUUGAUUUAUCUAAGCAUGUGUUAGAUGUUGUUUAUUUACAAACUGUUUGUUGGCUCGGUUUCUUUUUUGCACCUUUAUUACCAUUAGUUGCAAUAAUUGGUACUUUUUUGUUAUUUUAUAUAAAAAAGUUUGCAUGUUUGGUAAACAGUAUUCCAUCAAGUAAAGUUUAUAGAGCAAGUAAAUUAAAUGCAUUUUUUAUGUUAAUUUUAUUAAUUUCUUUUAUUUUAUCUACAAUACCAGUUGGUUAUUCUAUUGCAGAAAUUCUACCAUCAAAAUCUUGUGGACCAUUUAGAGGUUUUAGGUCUGUAUGGUCAUUAUUAAUUGUGACAUUUGCAGAAUUUCCUGAUUGGCUUCAAUCUAUCUUAUAUUUUCUUAGUACUGCUGGAUUUGGUGUACCAGCUUUUGUUAUUCUUACUUUACUUUUAUAUUAUUAUUAUGCUGUAUCGAUAGCAAACAAACAUAUGGUAACAGUUUUAAAAAAUCAAUUAGUAUUAGAAGGCCAUGAUAAACAAUUUUUACUUAACAGAUUGAGUGCAUUUAUUAAACAACAACAAGAUCAGAAUAAAUAUCAUCAAGAACAAGCAAAUGAAUUAGGCACAUUUUCAUAAUCAAUAUUAUAUAUGAACAUUGAAAUUUUUACAUAAUCUCUAAAACGCACAGAUUUAAAAAAAUAUUUAAUAUAGUCACAUUUAAUACAAUUUAAUAUAAUGAAUACUUUU